Messenger RNA from Mesocricetus auratus (golden hamster), 6209 nucleotides. It is a transcript of the gene Itpkb, whose product is annotated as inositol-trisphosphate 3-kinase B. Gene Ontology annotation, molecular function: inositol-1,4,5-trisphosphate 3-kinase activity; inositol tetrakisphosphate kinase activity. Gene Ontology annotation, cellular component: cytoplasm; nucleus. Gene Ontology annotation, biological process: inositol phosphate biosynthetic process. Lineage: Eukaryota; Metazoa; Chordata; Mammalia; Rodentia; Cricetidae. Bases 503 to 3328 code for a protein of 941 amino acids. The record is from RefSeq and is a predicted model, not a curated record. The transcript has 8 exons.
UUACAUUGAACAAACACUGAAGUAGCCGGUAGCAGACGCUGACAGCGGUAGUGUCUCCUACCAAGCAAGGAGCUGCUCAGGGUCGGCCUGGCGUUGCCCCCACCCCCACCCCCUGGAUCGCCUGGCCCCUGCGCCGGUACAUUCACCCUCUUUGUACCCAAGUUUUUUGUCUUCCAUAAGUUGUUGCGGAAAUCCUUUAGGGGCGUUUUCUACUUUAAACCACCUGGUCUGUCCAAGACCCGAGUCCACGGGGCAUGUCGCCUGCACGGGACCUGGGAGUUUGAGCAAAUUGCAGCCGCGGGAUCGUUUAUGGAGCUUGGGGCGGGGGCCGAGCCCGCGAUCGUGCCCCGUGCCUGCCGCCUAGGCCAUGCUGCUCCAACGGCGUGCGGAGCGGUGGCCGCCGGGCCUCCAGGACUAAGCCGGGAGCCGCGGGAGGAGGAGGCGCCGGCGGUGGAGCGGGACCGAGAGCCGCGGCGGCGGGCGGCGCGGCAGACCCAGUACUAUGGCUGUGUACUGCUAUGCCCUCAAUAGCCUGGUGAUCAUGAACAGCACCAACGAGCUGAAGAGUGGCGGCCCCCGGCCCAGCGGCAGCGAGACACCUCAGCCCUCGGGGAGGGCCGCUCUGAGCCCCGGCAGCGUCUUCAGCCCCGGGAGAGGCGCCUCCUUCCUCUUCCCCCCAGCGGAGUCACUGUCGCUGGAGGAGCCCCCGAGCCCUGGGGGUUGGCGCAGCGGCCGGCGUAGGCUGAAUAGUGGCAGCGGCAGCGGUGGCGGCGGCAGCAGCGGCAGCAGCAGCAGCAGCAGUGGCGUGGGAAGUCCGAGUUGGGCUGGUCGCCUGCGAGGGGACGCGCAGCAGGUGGUGGCGGCCCGUACCCUAUCACCACCUGGGCCAGAGGAGGCCCAGAGGAAGCUGCGGAUUCUGCAGCGCGAACUGCAAAAUGUGCAGGUGAACCAGAAAGUGGGCAUGUUCGAGGCGCAAAUCCAGGCACAGAGUACUGCCAUCCAAACGCCCCGAAGCCCGCGUUUGGGCAGGGCUCGUUCGCCCUCCCCAUGUCCCUUCCGAAGCAGCAGCCAGCCCCCUGGAAGGGUCUUGACCCAGUGCGCCCCAAGUGAGGAGCGGAGGACAAAGUCCUGGGGAGAUCCAUGUACAGAGACUCCAGACCCCAACUCCGGGAGGAGAAGCAGGCUCGGCCCACACCCCUCGAAGGACAAGGAGGGAGUGGCCCCUGUGUUACGGCCUGCCAGCCCGAUCAGGUUAGGAACUCAGAGUCCAUCUGCUUCAGUGAGGUUGGAGGGAGGCACCCCGGCCAGUCCCCGCUGUGGCUCACCCACAGCCAUGGAAAUUGACAAGAGGGUUGCUCCCUCUCCGGAGCACUUUGGAACUAGAUUAGCAUUGGCCACUAAAGUGGUAGCUUCGGCCUCAUCCGUUGGACCGCACCCUGGACAUGAUUCUGCCCUCAUGGAGGCAGCCUGCAAGCUUGGGGGCGUGCGCCCCUGGGAGGCCCAGAUGGAGAGACAGGGGCAGUUUCUGGACAGGGAGACAGGCUCAGCCUCAGAGUCUGGCCGGAUCCACAUUAGAGAACCUCCUGGGAGGGUGGGAAGAGGUAUUCAUCCUGCUGGUGGGCAGGGUUCCUGGGCACUUGAAAUCAUCGAAAGGCCAGAAGAGAGAACUGUGAAUGCCCAAAGCUCAGAGGCCUCUGACGACUCGAGAUGGUCUAGACUGCCAGGAGACCUGAACUCCGUAGGUCCUGAGGAGGCAGGAAGUAGGACCCCGGGGAUCCAAGGGCCCGAGCAGACCCUGGGCAUGGGGGAAGGGUCUCCAGCACUGGGCUUGCUUGGGGGCAGCCAGGCAGCACAGGCAGGGACCAGGGAUGUGGAGGCAGGAGCUCUUUGUGUCACAAUGCUGGGACCUUUACCACCUGGGAAAGUGGCAACAGAUUUGAAAGAACCCCAGUGCCUCCCUGGGGACAGGAUGGGUGUGAGACCUGAGAGUUCCAGGGCUUGGCAAAGUGCUGUGGAAGGUUCCUUGAUCUGGACGUGUGACACAGGGGUGCAGCGGAUGGAAACUUGGGGGGGCCAGCUGCAUGACAGAGAUGCUCAUCGUGGCUGCCAAGAGAUCCCCCCAGAUCAGGAGGGGGAGGCCUCCUUCAAAGAGGCCUGCAGCCCCAGCGGUAGCGUCCCCACCAUCCCUGCUGUCAUCAUCACAGACAUGGGUGCUCAGGAGGAUGGGGGCUUAGACGAGAUCCAAGGAAGCCCUCGGGGUCCCCUGCCUCUGAGGAAGCUGUCAUCCUCCUCGGCCUCCUCCACUGGCUUCUCCUCUUCUUACGAGGACUCAGAAGAGGACAUCUCCAGUGACCCUGAGCGGACGCUGGACCCCAACUCAGCCUUUUUGCAUACCCUCGACCAGCAGAAGCCCAGAGUGAGCAAGUCAUGGAGGAAGAUAAAGAACAUGGUGCAGUGGUCGCCCUUUGUCAUGUCCUUCAAGAAGAAGUACCCGUGGAUCCAGCUGGCGGGACAUGCAGGGAGCUUCAAGGCAGCUGCCAAUGGCCGCAUCCUAAAGAAGCACUGUGAGUCUGAGCAGCGCUGCCUGGACCGGCUCAUGGUUGACGUGCUGAGACCCUUCGUGCCAGCGUACCACGGGGAUGUGGUGAAGGAUGGGGAACGCUACAACCAGAUGGACGACUUGCUGGCCGACUUCGAUUCGCCCUGCGUGAUGGACUGCAAGAUGGGCAUCAGGACAUACCUGGAGGAAGAACUCACCAAGGCCCGGAAGAAGCCUAGCUUGAGGAAGGACAUGUACCAGAAGAUGGUUGAGGUGGACCCUGAGGCCCCAACUGAGGAGGAGAAAGCCCAGAGAGCUGUGACCAAGCCACGUUACAUGCAGUGGCGAGAAACCAUCAGUUCCACGGCUACCCUGGGUUUCAGGAUCGAGGGCAUUAAGAAGGAAGAUGGCUCUGUGAACCGUGACUUCAAGAAGACCAAAACAAGGGAGCAGGUCACCGAGGCCUUCAGAGAAUUCACUAAAGGAAACCAGAACAUCCUGAUCGCCUACCGGGACCGACUGAAGGCCAUUCGAGAGACCCUGGAAGUCUCUCCCUUCUUCAAGUGCCACGAGGUCAUCGGCAGCUCACUCCUUUUCAUCCACGACAAGAAGGAGCAAGCCAAGGUGUGGAUGAUCGACUUCGGGAAAACCACGCCCCUGCCGGAAGGCCAGACCCUCCGACACGACGUCCCUUGGCAGGAGGGGAACCGGGAGGACGGCUAUCUCUCGGGGCUGAAUAACCUCAUCGACAUCCUGACAGAAAUGUCCCAGGGCAGCCCUCUCACCUGAGGCCACCUCCACCUGGCCUCCCCAUGCCGCUCUGCCUCUCCCAUCCCCGCGCUUCCCCCAACUCUUCCUUCAUUUCUCUCUGAGGGCCCACCUAGAACAGAGCCUCCAUCCGCACUACAGGACACUUCGGAGAAGAAGAGAGAUUUUCUAAGUCUCCUUUUCCUUCCUACACAAGGGCCUGGAGGUGGCGUUUCUAAUUCUCUCUAAAUAGAACUACCUUCUGGAAGAGAAUUACCCAAAGCUAGGCCCUGCAUCCUGUGCGGUCAGUUGCACUUAGAUCUGGCCUGGGUCUAAGAGGCCGUGGCAUCUCCUGAGGGUCUUGAGAAAUUGAGCCUCCCUCUGGGAGACCCCACCCCCACCCCAGAAAGUUCAGGCCCAGACUGGCUACCUGUGGAGCCCUGCUGCCCCCUGGUGGCUGGUGCCAUCGUAUACACUGCCCCAUUGGUGUCUCCCACCAUGGACCCUGAAGCCAAGCCAGGGUCCUGAUUUCUGGAAGUUGGGAACACAACCUCUGAGGAAUCUGCAUGUGGUUGGUGAGCAAUGAAUUCUCCAGUGAGUGGGCCCAGCUUUCCAGGAGCACUGUGUGGCCUUUCUAGAGAUGCUAAAUCAGGACCCUCCCUCGUUGGUGUUAAACGCUUGGGAUUCAGGCCAGGCUAGGAGCCGGGAGUAUGGGGAGCAGCUCGACUUUUUCUAAAGAACUUUGCUCUUCCAUCUGGGACCACUGCCCAUGAAUUCAGAGGGGUCGUUUGCAAAGCCAAGCUUUCAAGGAUAAUGUUACAUCCUAGAACCCUAGGUCUGCCCUGCUAUGGAAAGGUCCAGAGCUGGUUAGAAUACUGAAGGUCCACACAACCUCCAGGGAUCUGCAGCAGCUCCAAGAGCCUGCCACACCUAGGAGACGAGACUACUCUCUUGUCCCUUCAAAUCCUUAGUAACCAGGCACCCCUGCCUCCAGGCUCAGAGUCCCUCCAUGGGGAACCUCUAACAAUUCAGGCUGUACCAGGCCUUAGGAAAGCAGGAUCUGAGCUUCCUGGAAUAAUUUCUAAAUUUCCCUUGAAGUCUCUUGCCCUUCUAGCUUGAAGGGCUUAGACGGAUGCUUCUGGGUGCCGUGAGUAGUUCCCAGGGUUUAUAGGGGUGCCCAGAGCUGUCCAAGCCUCCUCCUUCCUGGCGCCCCGAGCUGCUUGAAGGGCCACGGGGGACCAUUGUUAAUCACUAUCUCAAUUGUGAGGCCAGUGACCUGUCUGAUUGAAAAGAGUGGCAAUUCCUGUGACAGCUAAAAGACAAAACUCCCGGCUUUGCUGCCAUUUGGUGCUAUCCUCUGGAUUUCACGCCCUCUAUUUCUGAGACACUCUGGGUCACACGUACAGAUGCUCUUCUGGGCACCAGACCAGCAGACACAGCUUGGGAACACCAAGGGAAAUGGGGUAGACCAAUGCGUACACACCUGGCUAGGAUGGCUUUGGGCAAGGGGUGGCCGCCUACCCUAGAUCCCUGGGGUUUCUAGAAGAACUGUUGGCCCAUGUGACACAUGUGUUUCCCCUUUCAUGCUGGUGGGUGAGUGACAGUUGGUGGGGGCGGGAGGUGGGACCUGCGAGGAUGUAUAAGUACAGAUUUUAAAAAAGGAACUCAUUUAAACUUCCUGGCUCCUGUUCAGAUGGUGGUGAGCUCCUGUGUGGGCUGACUUUCUAAAGGUCACGCCGCACCCCCCCACGCCGCACCCCCCCCCCCAUCUGUGAGUCCAGAUCUUGUGACAGCACAUGAUUGGGAAGACAGGCAGGCUGGAGUGGGGGAGGGCAGUAGCAACCAGGCAGCAAGCUCUGGGACUUUCCAGCUGUAGUUGCUGGAGGGCUUGAGGGGACCCUGUGGUCUGUACACCAGCCGUAGGCUGGGAAGGGGCAUCAUGAAUUCCAAGGGUCUAUAGCUAUGACCUGGCCCAAUCUCCUAUACGGCUAUCUCAGUAAAAAUGUCUGCUAAAGCAAACUAUGCCAUGAACAAAACUGCCAGGGACCAGUUUGAUGUAUGCAAGAAAACGUAACUCACCAAGCACUUUAAGAAGGAAUCACCUGUCACAGAAAUGUGCUCAGGUGCUGUGACACCGGUCAGCCAGAGCUUAGGAUAGUGCUGGACAGUGCUUUGCGCUGGGAUCGCUUUGCUAGGUGGUGUGUAGAGGUAUCUCUCUAGGGUUAUUCUGUUACGAAGGGUGUUUCACUUCAUCGGGUUUUUGUAUUUACCGUGUCAGCACCCACACUGUAUCCCCCAGUCCAUUCUCCCCCUUCCAUCCUGCCAGAGCCCCCUCCUCCCUGCCCUGAUGGGUUGGAUAGAGCUCAGAUGGAGUUUCCCAGAGACGCCCAAGGUCCUGCCUAUGGGACAUGGGGCAGGCUACUGGGCACCAGAUUUCUUGGUGGUCAGCCCUGCUUUGCACACUCCUGAAGGCUGCUGUAGCCGCUUUCCCCAGACUAGACUUUAGUGCCCUUUAAGAAGUGUGUAAGUUAUAUUUAUUUUUUUGUUGUUUAAAUUGCACAAAACACUAAGAAGAAAGGUUGAACAUCUCCCCCUAAGCUCUGUCUGCCUUCUGGGGGCCUUUCCUUCGUGUCCAGAGGAGCCCUGGGCAGCUGUGGCCUCAAGGAUGCUGUUCACCUAGGCUGGCUGUAUUUAGCUUCGAGACCACCUGUGUUCUGCUAAUCCUGUGUGUAUAGGCCCCACCCCCUGCUCCAGGGUGCUCACUCAUCAGUGCCUUCUGGGGAGGAGAGAACCCUUCCCGCACCCUAACUGGCUCUCCUCCUCUGUAUUCCUCUCCCCUUGGAACUGUUACAUCCCUUGCCCAGUGCCCAUCGGUCAAUUGUAGGCACUCUCCCCUUCCCAAUAAAGGCUUGGAGACCAUUAA